AUGUGGUGGUUUUUGAGCCCCAAAGCAUGUCAGGAGCAUAAGAUCCUCUUCAGUGGAGAUGUCGUGUACGAUGGAUCCAUGAUCGACUGGCUUCCCUACAGCAAAAUAAGUGACUAUGUCGCAACCUGCCAGCGUCUCCUAGAGUUGGUGGACAAAGGUCUGGUGGAGAAGGUGCUACCUGGGCAUUUUAACACCUUUGGAGCAGAAAGGUUAUAUCACUUAGCUUCCAAUUACAUCUCACAAGCUGGAGUUUGCCACAGAGUUUCUACUUGUGCCAUGAGAUCCAUUGCAAGCAUAGCACUUCGUGUUACAAAUUCUAGAAGCGCCUCUUAGUAAUAGUGCUUUUGGUGUGAGGUACUCCCUGAUGGAAAAACCAAAUGGCUUGUGAAAG
Messenger RNA from Tinamus guttatus (white-throated tinamou), 391 nucleotides. The record is from RefSeq and is a predicted model, not a curated record. Lineage: Eukaryota; Metazoa; Chordata; Aves; Tinamiformes; Tinamidae.